Messenger RNA from Triticum turgidum subsp. durum (durum wheat), 372 nucleotides. The record is from the annotation of a GenBank genome assembly. Lineage: Eukaryota; Viridiplantae; Streptophyta; Magnoliopsida; Poales; Poaceae.
AUGGAAAUCGCGAGUGGAAGAACAAACCUUGACACUUCCCGGUCUGAAGAGAGCAUCCAUCUUAUUACCCUAUUGGAAGAAAAGGUGAAGAACGGUCAUUUGGUAGAUUUGGUUGACAGGAACAGUAAUGACAUGCACGCACAUGAGCAAGAUGUAAUUCAGAUGAUGAAGCUCGCGAUGUGGUGUUUGCAGAUUGAUUGCAAAAGAAGGCCUAAAAUGUCGGAUGUAGUCAAGGUCUUGGAAGGUACCAUGGAUGCAGAGAGCAAUAUAGAUCAUAACUUUGUUGCAACAAACCAAGUGAAUUUUGGUAUUGCUGGAAAUGCAACACCUUCGGCUCCACCUCUAGCCUCAGAUCUAUCGGGCCCGAGGUGA